AUGCCAACCUCGAAUCACAAGCGCUCGAAUCGCAAGCGCAAGGACCGCAAGGAGGACCUGCCCAGAGCUGACUUGGUUGUUGGACCUUUGCUUCGAGUGGAAGGUGCGGCCGCCUCCUCAAAGCGCGAAGUUCUGCUGCUGGGUGGUGACCUCCACAUCUCCGUGUAUUCGGUGAUCUAUGAUGAAGCCACCGGGGGCAUGAUCCGGUGCAUCACCACGAGCCCGGUGUCCAACAUCGUGAGCCGCUUCUACGCCCACCUGGAAGGGACCAUCAGCAGUCGCUAUACUUACCGGCAUGAGCCGCUUCCGGAGGCCAAGACCUUCUGCAAGAUCGAGAUCUCUCUGUCGGACGUAUCCUGUGACGUGAAGGCCGAUGGGCUCUGUGAUGAAGCGUUUGAGUAA
Messenger RNA from Symbiodinium natans, 402 nucleotides. Lineage: Eukaryota; Dinophyceae; Suessiales; Symbiodiniaceae. The record is from the annotation of a GenBank genome assembly.